AUGCGGAAGCGGUUUUCAAACCAGACGACUUCGCCGUGCAAGACCAGGCUGGAAGAAGAGAGGCGUCCAUGGGCUACUCGAAUCGUACACCACCCUGGUUUCGAUGUGUUCUUUGCGUUAAUCGUCAUGGCCAACGCGAUAUUUAUAGGUUUUGACAUCCAAUGGGUCUUAGAUGGCGGAGCCUUGGAUGAGAACGGUCAGGAAACAAGGACAAGGCCGGUGAGCUACAUGGUCUGCCACUAUAUCUUCUCUGCCUUCUUUCUAGCAGAGUUGGUUCUGCGACUGAUGGCUAGCCGCUGUCGAUACUACUGCUCUGAAGAUUGGGGAUGGGCCCUUUUGGACACACUCAUAGUAGCCACGUCCUGGUGGGACAUUUUUGUGGAACUGGCAGAGGCACUUUUGCAAGAUGACCGUUGGGACAGCAUCUCCGGGCUGUCAACAUUGAAAGCCAUGCGAAUUGUUCGCUUGACUCGUGUUCUGAAGACGGCUCACUUUCUACGGAUAUUUCGGUUCAUCAUGGCCCUGCGGAUGUUGGUGCAGUCAAUACUACACACCGUUAAGGCUCUGUUUUGGGCAUUGCUCCUGCUCGGCCUGAUCAUAUAUGUGUUUGCUAUACUCUUCGCGCAGGCAGUUUAUGACUAUCGUGUCGAUUCAGCAAAUCCAGCAUUGCCAGAAGAGGUGCAGAUUGCAUCCGAUCGUUACUUCGGCACGCUCAUUAGAAGCAUGAUCGCUUUAUUUAUGAGCAUAGCUGGUGGAGUCAGCUGGGAGGAGGUGAUCAAACCGCUCAUGUGGGUGUCUCCCUUUUGGGAGUGUUGCUUCCUCUUUUUCAUCGCUUUCUCGUACCUGGCCGUGUUGAAUGUUGUGACCGCGGUCUUCUGCCAGUCGGCGAUCGAGUCAGCACAAAGUGACCACGCGACAGUGGUGCAAAACAUGUUGGACAACAAGGAGCAACAUCUGCAAAAGCUGAGAGCCUUGUUUGAGAAAAUCGGUGACCAGUAUGUUGGGGGGAUCACUUUCCCGAUGUUCCAGGAGAAAAUAGACUCCCCAGCAGUCCGCGAGUAUUUCGAGACGCUCGGAUUAGACGUGUGGGACCCAUGGGCUUUCUUCAAGCUUCUGGAUGCUGAUGCGGGUGGCGUGGUAGAGUUGGAAGAAUUCUUUUUGGGGUGCCUGCGCUUCGGCGGCAACGCUACUGCCAUGGAAGUCGGCCAGCUAGCCCGUGACCAGAGGUGGCUGAUCAGAAGCCAGGGUCGAUUCCAAAAGCUGGUCGAGAACGAGCUCUGCUGGACCAGGGAGAACAUCGCCUCUUUGGCCAACGCAGUCUGUGCUGCCACAGGCGGUGUUUGCUCAAACGAACUUUAA
This is a messenger RNA of Symbiodinium sp. CCMP2456, 1359 nucleotides long. The record is from the annotation of a GenBank genome assembly. NCBI's taxonomy places the organism in Eukaryota, Dinophyceae, Suessiales, Symbiodiniaceae.